AUGGAGAUCGAGGUGAAGCUCCGUCUCCCGAGCAAAUCCUCCCAUCAGCGCCUCCUCUCCGUCCUCUCCCCCUUCCACGCCGCCACCCACCACCAGCACAAUACCUUCUACGACGGCCCGGCCUCCGAGCUCAGCUCCCGUCGCGCCGUCCUCCGCCUCCGUUUCCACGAGGAUGCCGAUUUCCCCAAAUGCUUCGUAUGCCUAAAGGCCAAGGCCGUGCUGGCCGGAGGCGUCAGCCGCGUGGAGGAGGACGAGGAAGAGGUGGACCCCACAGCCGGGAGAGCCUGCUUCGAGAGCCCCAGGAAGCUGAUGGAUUUGGAUUCUAGGGUUCUGAGGCGGGUGAAGGAGGAAUUUGGAGUCGAGGGUUUCAUUGGGUUGGGAGGGUUUAAGAAUGUUCGGAAUGUGUAUGAGUGGCGUGGGGUGAAGUUGGAGAUGGAUGAAGUUAAGUACGAAUUUGGGGAUAUGUAUGAGGUCGAGUGCGAGAGCUCAGAGCCGGAGAGGGUCAAACAGAUGAUCGAGGAUUUCUUUAAGGCCAACGGUAUCGAGUAUUCUGAUUCAGUCAUGUCGAAGUUUGCGAUUUUCCGAGCCGGGAAGUUGCCUUCUUGA
Striga hermonthica is the source of this 606-nucleotide messenger RNA. Lineage: Eukaryota; Viridiplantae; Streptophyta; Magnoliopsida; Lamiales; Orobanchaceae. The record is from the annotation of a GenBank genome assembly.